Molecule: messenger RNA, 1776 nt
Organism: Paramormyrops kingsleyae
Lineage: Eukaryota; Metazoa; Chordata; Actinopteri; Osteoglossiformes; Mormyridae
Product: sushi domain-containing protein 6
Biological process (GO): DNA damage response
Source: RefSeq, a predicted model, not a curated record
ACCCUUUACUUCCUCAGUAAUGUACACGGCCUUGAACCCAACGUAGCCUCUUGGUCAUAUGCAGACGUUUUUCUGUCACCUUUAUGUGUGACAUUGUUUAGACUUCAGCUCAGCGUCGUCUCAAGAGUGAGCCGUUUAAACACGUAGUGCAAGUUCUCUUAAGGACACAGCCAGACGUGUGUAUUGAUGUCUGUGUGUGGACCAGCUCUACAGAAAUGUGCACAUCCAGCCAUAGGCUGUGUCAUCCUCAUCGUGGUUGUCUUGCUGGAUUUUGUCGCAGGCAAGAACUGCAGCCACCCCAUAAUGCCGGAACAUGUCUCCUUCCGCUGUGAAUCAUCUCCCUGCCAAGGCUUCCCACACCAGAGCACCAUCCACUACAUCUGCGAGUCGGGCUAUUUUAUUCCUGGACGUCGUUAUUCCCGCUGUCGCAAAGGAACAUGGGACCCCCCCAUCCCCACCUGCAUUCUUCGCACAACGGGGCACGUUUACACAGAUGAUAGAGAAGUCCAGUCUCUCCCAAGUGUUGCCACAACAGCAGUUGGUGUAUCGAUCUUCCUGCUCACUACCACAGCCUGCAUGGUGAUUAAGUCCCGCCUCUACCCCUGUCAGUCAACCAGGCAUACCCCUGAGCAGAUGGACCUGAUGGUGGACGGGCUGCCGGUUUCUCUUCCGACAUAUGAGGAGGCGGUGUAUGGGAGUUGGGGCCAGCGACUCACCCCCACUCAUGGACCGACCCAGCUCUUAUUGGCCCAGGAGACUAAUGGGCACAGCCCACUUUUGCCUCAAGUUCAGGUGGAGAUAAAUGGUUCUCCUCAGCUGUCCAAUCAGAGCACAGAGCUCCCACCACCAUAUGAGGAAGUACAGUCAAGAUCCUCGGGGGAUCAGACUGUAGGGGAUGGACAAACACUACAAAUUGCACUUUCUCAAGACAAGGACAGCUAAUGCCACAGUUUUUUUUGAUAACUGUUCAACCUAUUGGUUAUAACUGCCAAGACUGCGACGUUGUUUGCAUAGGAUGCAUUUUCAUCAUGUUUUAUGAUGAUGGCUUUUGAGUGGCUGAAUAUCACUAAAAACAAGUGGCUUAAAUCUUUCCUAUGGGUUGAGAAACAUAUGAUUUAGAGUGGCUAAACCACAUGAUCACAAUAGUGAUCAAGUAAUAAUAUAUUCAUGGCAACAUUGCUGUGUAUUUCCAGCAGACGCUGGGAAUUUGAACAUUGCUAUCCUGUCAGUGAUGGGAACAAUACUGGGCAUUCUUUUGGCCAGUUAGAGGAGGUAGUACUUACUGUGAUAUCCAGCAUUGCUGUUGGUGCAUCACUUAUAGGCGGAAGUAUGAUGUUCAUAUAUGUUUGGAAGGAAACCAAGUGUUGGUGGUAUUUCUCUGAACGUGGCACCAGCAGUGAGUGAGAUGGAACAGAGUGGUAGCAAGACGGAAAUGUAGUACCUCUUAUGGAGAUGGGAGAUGUAGACCAGAUAGAAUCUAUGUGAUGUUGUUCCACCAAACCUCUCAAACUUACCACUGUACCUAACCCAACGCUUCCUGCUCCUUCACCCCUGUUUGUCUCCAGCCAGAAAUGGAAAGUGAGAGGUUUCACAGUACAUGAAUGCACAGCGACUUUGAAGAUAUUAUCACCUUUGCCAAUUUCCUCUAUAGCCUGUUGGUUUGUUUCUUCCUAUCCAUUUUAUCCUGACUGUGUGUAAUGAUUACCUAGGCGCCAAAUGCCAUGUGGUGUCGAACUGAAUGAAUGGACUUUAAAAAAAAUAAAUAAUAAUAAUUAA